CCCCAACAUAUAAGACCAGACUGACCAUUCCAAAUAGCAAUAAAUAGAAAAUCUUCAAAACCAAAUUCUGCAACUCCAACAGCGCCAACCGAGAUGGAGGACAAGUUGUUCAAUGCGCCAACACUAGACGAGGCUUCAUCGAGCAAUCAACAGCCGAGUCGGCUCACAACCGAGCAGGAACUAUCUAUCAUGGUUGUCGCUCUCACCAAUGUUGUCUCCGGCGCUUCUGCUAAUCCUGACAAUUCUACGAACUCCCUCCUCUUUCACACACCAUCUUUCACUAAUUUGGACACUUGUCAUGUGUGCAACAUUAAAGGUUGUCUCGGCUGCAACUUUUUCUACCCUCCCAUGGAUAAAUUUAAGGAAGAGAUAGAGGACAACAAGAAGAAGAAAGGGAAAUUACCCACCGGAGCGACGAAGAGACGAGCAAAGAAGAACUACAGGGGCGUCAGGCAGAGACCGUGGGGCAAAUGGGCAGCGGAGAUCCGAGACCCAAAGCGUGCAACUCGAGUUUGGCUUGGCACUUUCAACACAGCAGAGGAGGCCGCCCGAGCUUAUGACAAGGCGGCUAUCGACUUUCGAGGGCCACGGGCAAAGCUUAACUUUCCCUUUUCGGAAUAUACGACGCAUAGGGAUCAGGUUUCAGAGUCGUGCAUGACAUCAUCAGAACAACAUCAAUUAGCAGAUCAGAGAGAUGCUUCUAAUUCCUAUUCCACAGCAGGAUUUGAAAAUAGAUCAAAGGAAAAUGAGUUGUGUUAACAUAUUAGCGAGGAAGAGUUUCAGCGGUGGAUGAUGAUGGAUUUUUCUGAGAAUUCUUCAGAUUCUGCUGCUACUGAAUGCUCCUAAUUAAUCCGACUUCACUUGAGAGGCAAAACCAUACAAAUAAAGGUCUUAUCAGAAACUAUCCUGUAAUGGCAAUUACAGAAUCUGCUACCGCCAACAAAAAGAAAUUCUAAAUAUGUUUACUACUUCACUGUAGCGUCAGUUAGCAUGUUUGGCUGUCGGGAAAAUCUGAGAAGGAGGACCCACACGGGCCACAAUCUCUUAGUCAGCUGUAAAAAGAUCGAUCGGGUCCAACAAAGUAAGGAACGUGUGCUCACCAUGAUAUUUGCUCUUAUCACAAGUACCAAAGCAGAUUGGCUCUGGCCACGUGUAUUAAUUCAUCAUUUCCGUUUUUAUUUAAUAAAAUCUGUUAUCACGUGUCCCAAA
Messenger RNA from Carya illinoinensis, 1209 nucleotides. Its product is annotated as ethylene-responsive transcription factor ERF109-like. Gene Ontology annotation, molecular function: DNA-binding transcription factor activity; DNA binding. The record is from RefSeq and is a predicted model, not a curated record. Gene Ontology annotation, biological process: ethylene-activated signaling pathway; regulation of DNA-templated transcription. The coding region runs from base 94 to 759 and encodes 221 amino acids. Lineage: Eukaryota; Viridiplantae; Streptophyta; Magnoliopsida; Fagales; Juglandaceae. The transcript has a single exon.